AUGGCGGACCACGAGGCGGCGGCGAGGGCUCCACCCGUGGCGGUGGCGCCGCCCCCACCGACUCCGAGGACCGCGGCUGCGGAGGCGGAGGCGGAGGCGAAGGCGGCGCUGGCUGACGUCGUCGUCUACUGCUUCCUCAGCGCGAUGUUCGUGGGCUACGCCGCCAGCAUCGCCUUGAUCGUCGGGCGCUACGCCGUCGGCGGGCGCUACCCCUACGCGUACGCGGUGGUGGCGGCCGUCGCGAGGCACGUGUUCCUGCUCGCACUUAUCGCUGUGGAGAUGCUCUGCCCGUUCACCAUCCUGGUUGAGGGUGUGCACGUCACCAUGCAGGUACAUGGUCUAGAGCACCCUGGAGCACGCGGCGGGCGUCAGGGUCAGGGCACUGGCUAUGGCCUCAUACCGCUGCUGGUCUUCCUCGUCUUCUCGAUAUUCAUGCUGCUAGGCCUGCUGAUGCAAGAACGCUUGCCUGCAAAGGAGUGCUAUGUUCAGACUGCUGGGGAAGCCUUUAUCAGUGACAUUGGAAGCUUCAUUUGCUCUGUCAUGGUCAUCUUUACCUUCAUUCCGCAUGUGUUGAUCCAGCUGAGGGACAUGCCGAGGUGA
Molecule: messenger RNA, 600 nt
Organism: Miscanthus lutarioriparius
Lineage: Eukaryota; Viridiplantae; Streptophyta; Magnoliopsida; Poales; Poaceae
Source: the annotation of a GenBank genome assembly